This is a messenger RNA of Wyeomyia smithii (pitcher-plant mosquito), 10485 nucleotides long. RefSeq names its product nicotinamide/nicotinic acid mononucleotide adenylyltransferase 1 (gene Nmnat). NCBI's taxonomy places the organism in Eukaryota, Metazoa, Arthropoda, Insecta, Diptera, Culicidae. Gene Ontology annotation, molecular function: nicotinate-nucleotide adenylyltransferase activity; nicotinamide-nucleotide adenylyltransferase activity. Gene Ontology annotation, biological process: NAD+ biosynthetic process. The record is from RefSeq and is a predicted model, not a curated record. The transcript is spliced from 6 exons. The coding region runs from base 155 to 1579 and encodes 474 amino acids.
CAUACUUGGACAUAUAUCAACCAUCAACGUAAACAAUCAGUAAACAUUGAAUAAAUAAAUUUCUUCGCUAAAUAUUUUAGUUAGUUUGCAAAUUUUAAUUCAAAUCUAAUAAAGUAAUAUUUAAAAAGGAAUACAAGCCGCGGAACCUGCACAAAUGAGAAUGACAUCCUCGUCGAAAAUUAUGUUAAUUGCAUGCGGUUCAUUCAGCCCACCGACACCCAUGCACUUUCGAAUGUUUGAAAUUGCACGGGAUCAUUUCAACCAAAUGGGAUAUGGACAUGUUGUAGGGGGCAUAGUAUCUCCUGUUCACGAUUCAUAUGGAAAAAAAGGACUUGUUUCUGCUACACAUCGAUGUGCAAUGCUGAGAUUAUCUUUGCAGUCUUCCGACUGGAUACGACUAUCGGAUUGGGAAAUACAACAAGAGGAAUGGACCAGGACAAGACUUACGCUUCAAUAUCACCAGAAUUACAUAAAUUCUCUAUUAAAGGACUCGAGUAAUAUAAACGAACAAGAUAUUCCUGCCUGGAUUCCGGCAGACUUAGGAAAAGUCACUAAGCAUGUACAGCUAAAAUUAUUGUGUGGUGCAGAUCUUUUGGAAUCUUUUGCAACACCUGGUUUGUGGAAAGAGGAAGACAUAGAGGCUAUUGUCGGUCAGCAUGGAAUUGUUGUAAUUUCGCGGGCUGGUUCUAAUCCAGAGCAGUUUAUUUUCAACUCAGAUAUCCUUAGUCGAUACAGGCGAAACAUUACUAUUGUUACAAACUGGGUUGCAAAUGAUGUAAGUUCGACUCUGGUUCGCCGAUUACUCAACCGAGGAUUAUCAGUUAAAUAUUUGAUGGAUGAUUACAUAAUUGAAUACAUUAAAAAAUAUCGACUAUACGGAACAACCGGAAGCAAAUUCAUUCUAUCAACUAACGUCGGAGAAGAAACGAUGAAUAUUUCACCAAUAUCUCCGGUUAAUGAUGAUGCAAUAUAUAUCAAAUGUCAAAACGAGUUGAACACACUUAAUACUUUGGAGUCUAUGGACGAAACUGAUCUCCCACGAACGACUUUAAAUAGAGUGUUCUGUUGUACUGCAGAAAACAGUGAUAAGAACAUCUCAUCUAAGAGCGCACGCGGAAUAAUGUCUCAUCCGGGAGGAGCAGUACAGGUUAAAACAACAACCGUGGCUUCAGGAUUAAAUCCUUCAACAGCAGUCAGUACUCUCGAUGCUUUCGUUUAUCAUUCAACAGACGAUAAGGUGGGUGGCUCGAGCAGUGCAUUGGAAAAUGAUCCUCGCAGCACCGCUAAUAAGGCUAGAGCACAAGUUUCACCAACCAAAAAUGUUUCGUGCAAUAAAAGCACAUGUAAAGACACGCAAUCCAAACUUGAAUACCUAAAACUGGGUAUCAUUUCUGAUCCCAAUAUAAAGGGAACAAAAAUGGCAACCAUGAAUACGCAGAAAAUGCAGCCGGUUGAUAGUGAUUCUCCAUUGACCACUGCAGAUCGAAUAAGCCCAUCGAAAAGUUACGACGAUAUGAUAAAGUUUGUUUUCACCGAACACGGCAUACGAGUCAUCAGCGAUCACGAAUAUGUAGUUUAAUUCACUUUGCUACCAAUCGCCACAAAGAAGCUAAAACUAUCUGCAACUCAAGUUUAGCUGGACCCAGCAUAGGUAAGAGUAAGAGAUUCUACUCUCAUUCUGCGCAACGAGAAUGAAUGGCACCAUACUUUAGAAAUAAUCUAUGAUUAAUAAUCAUUAAUGCUUUUCGAACAGGUGCAUAUAACAAAAAGUCAGUAGCUGUCAAACAAGCUGUGAAUAAAUUUAAAAAAUGUGCAGAACCGACAACAAAAAUUAGAAAUAUGUCAGUAGCAAUUGCAAACAGGAUUUCUGUAUGAAUUUGCAAUUUGGUAGUAUUAAUUUUAAAUUUGGUAAUUUUAAAAUAUUUUGUUAUUUUGACAUAAACUUUCGAAUAUAUUUAAAACCAUAUUAAAUACGUUUGUUAGAUCGGUUUGGUCGUUUUCGUCAAUCUUCUUAGCAACAGAAGCAUUAACCACAGUGAUUAAAAACGCGUUAAUUGGGUUUAGUACAAUGACCUGCUUUCAUAAGCCGCACAUUGGAUUAAUCUUUGGUUGAUCGAACUGAAAAACGAAAAGUAAAACAUACAUGAAAAAAUGAGUGAUUUCAGAUAAAUAUUGACCAUGAUUGAAUUAACUAUAACGUUAUCUGCUCAUAAAGCAUAGCAGUCCCUUACGAUUUUCGCAUAAAUUCAUGUAAAGGUUUGAGUUCAAUUUGAAUCCACUUGUUGUUUUAGUUGCAACGCAUAUUCUGACCAAUUGCGUUUAAAUGCAUGCUAUGGCAACAGUGCACGAUGUAUUUCACGAUGCAGAUGAUCCUGUUUUUAGAUUGAAUUUAUGCUUUCAAAGGACAACAAACUGUUACAGCAAACUCGUCGCGAAUUUCAUUGCAAUUCGAUUUUUAUGCAGUUGUUACUCAAAUCCAACUCAAGUGAGUGCAAAGUCACACUGCCUACUCUGCUUUUAAUAUAAACCUGGGGAGGGGGGUUACCAUUUGGUCGUGGUUGAAGAUCAGGACAACUUUUUCCGGUACAAAUUUGAUAUGAGCUGUUUUCUUUUUUUGAGGUAUCAAUAAAUUAAACACGUAAUGUGAGAUUUGCACUUCAAAGUACGCCAAAACACUCAUUCAUUUAUUUAUAGUAUUUCUCGGACGAUCCAAUUUUGCAACUUUGAUUCAUUAGGCGUUAGUAGAUACAUAAAAUAUGCAGCACACGUAAACUGUUUAAAAUUGGGUCCUAAAGUCUUACACGGUUUUCUGCUUUUUUAUAUCAGUUGAAAGAGUUCAAUUUUCUGAGCAAAACGUGAUUUUUAAAAAAUGUAUAUCGUUGUCUUUCGAUUUUUAAAUGAAGAAUAACGAACUGCUCGAAAUACCUUUAAUGACAAUUUCCCAUACACCUUACGUGUGCGAAACUGACGUAAGCAGAGCGUUGAGAAACAACGCAACCGUUGACUUUUUACUAACUGACGAUGACUGUUAAAUUCACGAAGAGGCUUUAGAAUAACUCAUUCCUAUUUGAGCUCCCGUCCAAGCAAGACGUAUUUUUAACUAAUUAUUAAAACUUAAUGUUCUUGAGUUUCCAUCCAUCGUCCAUGAUGUUAAAACGGCUUUUCUCCACGGUGACCUGAAAGAGGACCUUUACAUCGAAGUUCCUGAAGGUGUAGUUGCUGGCUCCAAUACCGUUUGCAAACUAAAAAAGUCGAUAUAUAAGUUGAAGCAAUCACCACGUGGCUGGAACGAGAGGCUAAAUUCGGUGCUGCUCAAACUAGGAUUUACACGAUCAAGACGAGAUUACUGUUUAUAUACUUCAACUACCGAAAGUGAUGAGAUUUUUAUGGUGAUCUACGUGGAUGAUGUUCUCAUAGUUGGCCGAAAAAUGUCCACAAUCAAGAAAUUGAAGCAGCACCUGUCAGCUGAAUUCGAGAUGUCCGACUGUGGUACUGCAAAACAUUUCUUGGGUAUGAAAAUAGAUUAUAACAGAGCGGAAAGCUGAAGUUAUCACAGGAAACCAAUGCAUUAAAAAUCCUGACAGAGUUUGGUAUGUCGGAAUGCAACCCCGUGAAGACUCCCAUGGAGAAAGGCCUCCAACUGAAUCGGGAAGGUUCUCGGACUACUAAGCCAUACAGGAAAAUAUUAGGAAGUGUAAUGUAUCAGAUGCUUUGCGUGCGGCCGGAUCUGUGUUUCCCGGUAAGCUAUUUAGGUCGGUUCCAGUGCCCUACGGAAAAUCAUUGAAAGACACUGAAGCGGACAGUUCGUUACUUGAAGGCUAAACCACAGUAUAGACAUCUUCAAGCGAGGCGGAAUAUGUCGCUUUGAGUGCGGCAGUUUUGGAAGCUAUAUUACUGAAGGGGUUACUUGAGGACCUUCAAUUGUAAAGCUGGGCCAGUUCCUAUCUACGAGGACAACAGAGGAUGUAUUGGGAUGGCACGAAACCCGGAGUCAAAACGUGUUAAACACAUAGAUAUUAAACAUCACUUUGUUCGAGACAAUUUAGCAGCUAGAAUCAUACAGAUUGAACCAAUCAGUACCAUGGAUCAACAAGCGGAUAUAUUGACUAAGUCCUUAGAUUCCACUCGGUUCAAGAUUCUUCGUACCCUAAUUGGAGUCACCGAUUGAGAAGGGGUGUUGAGAAACAACGCAACCGCUGACUUUUUACUAACUGACGAUAACUAUUAAAUUCACGAAAAGGCUUAAGAAUAACUCAUUCCUAUUUGAGCUCCCUUCCAAGCAAGACGUAUUUUUAACUAAUUAAUAAAACUUAAUUAUUCUUGAGUUUCCGUCUCAUCUUUACUCUUUGUCGGACCUUAACACAGAGAGGUUCGCAUAUUACGAACACGCAUUAUAGCGACCGCCAUUAUGGUGCGUAGAACGCUGGAUAACUUUAGGACCCAGAAGUCAGAUAGUUGAGGGUUGUAACGACUAGACAAUUUCUCUCGUCAAAACUCAACCAAAGAAAAAAAUCGUUCAAAAUGAGUCCGUUUCGUUCCGUAGUCGAAGUAAAAGUACUGAACAAUCUUCAACAUUUCUGAACAUCUGGCAUCAUUCCGAAAAAUCAGGACAAAUGCUAAAACAUGAAAAAUAAAUCAGAACGAUUUUAAUGGGUCUCAAAAUCAGGACAUGUCCUGCUAAAUCUGGACGGAUGGUAUCCCUACCUGGGAAACUUCUCAUUAUGAACACUUUCAAUGAAUCACAAAAGAAGGCUAUGCUGAAUGUUUAGUCCUUAAAAGUAUUCUGCUCUUUCUGAACUCACAUUUUACCCCGAAAGUAUCUAACGAUCGUUGUGUCGGAUGUUAAUUUGAUUGUCCUUAAAAGUAUUCUGCUCUUUCUGAAAUGAAUGUAUGUUUUCAAUUUUCGUUUUUCGAUUAAUUAAACUCACAUUUUACCCCGAAAGUACCUAACGAUCGUUGCGUAAGAUGUCAAUUUGAUAUUUUGAAAAUAAUACAUAUUAAUUUUGUGCAAUACGUUAUAACCAUCAUUACUCAUAAGUAUGUUUGGCUGUUGAAAAGUUGAAAAAUAUGAAUAAAAUGAUUCUUUGUUGACAAAAGCAAAUACAUGUUGUUUCAUAAAUAUAUUUAGUUAAUUCGCAAAAAAAAUGCUGAUUCAGGAAGUUAUAAAUGUUCCGAUUAAAAUAGUACUAAACAUCCUUGGAGCUGCAUGACCACAAGGUUGAAGAAUUCGCUUUUAAAAGCAGGGGUGUCAACGCACUGGGUUUAUUCUCAGGUCAGGUUUGGGUACGAGCAAUACUCUCUUCUACAAUGUUGUAGCACUACUUGAGGACUUCAAGUUCGUCAUACUAAGUUGUUCAGAAUUGUGUUCAUUAACUAAAUGAGUUAUCGACUGGCGAAAAAAAUAACGCGAGUGAUAAUUUACAUCCUUGAGUAGAGGUUCAGACGUGAAAGAAAAGAUAAUAGUAUUAUACAUACAAGCAAGGAUAAAUAACAAGCAAGUCACUUAUAAUAUUGGUUUUAUCUAUAAUGGAAGUGCUGUAUACAGCAGACACCAGAACAAUAUCACAAUAGAUUAACCAUUUCUAAUCGCAGUGAGAUGAGAAGUCCAUACAGGAAACAAACUUACAUCCCAGUAACAUUUCAUUUAUCAUUGCGAUCAAUGAAAUUAUCCUUAGUUAGUUAUUGUCAUGAACAAACCUAACAACAUUACCGAAGACACUAAAGAACUAUAAUGUUCCUGAAAAUGCUAUAACUGUUCAGGUUGCACUAGUCGUAAUAAAAACUGAGAAUCAUUUUUUGCCAACACUACCUGUGUACCAGCGUCAGUCAGAUUUCAGUAGUAACCUCUGCAACACAUUGUAUAGAUCUGAGCCUAGAACAUUUACCUACAUUUGUUUAAGGAAUGUUCAUUUUAUAAAACGGACAUUUUGAAUAGACGAUAAAAACUAAACAUUAACUCCAAAUUUGGUGAAUCUUCCUUUAUCGUGUAGUUGAGUUUGUUGACAUUGUGCCGGUGUUUUGGUUUUGGUGUCGGAACGGUUAAGUUUCGGAAAAUGGCACGAAUCGAUCAAGAUACUCGUUUUUGGAUUGUUCAAAAGUACUGUUCCGAGGGACUAUCCUGUAGAAAUAUUGCAAAACUUGUGAAAAGGUCUAAGUCUACUGUGUACCAGAUCAUCAGAAAGUUUGGAGAAUACGAUUCUCUUGAAGAUUUGCCAAGAUCCAAAACCAGAAAAGGUGCGGCUAUUCCACAAAUCGAGCAGAAGUGUGUGAAGCUUUUACUGUCCAAUGAAUGUGACUCUGUGCGAAAAAUUGCUUAAAAACUCAGAGUUAGUAUAGGAACGGUUCAAAAUAUCAAACGAAGGAAUAACAUCAGAACCUACAAAAAACAGAAGACACCGAAACGGACCGAGGAACAGCAUGAACGGGCAAAGGAACGAUGUCAGAGGUUGGAUAGGAUACUGAAAAAGCAAUGAAACUGUUGCAUUUUAAUGGAUGACGAGACUUACUGAAAACUGGACGCAACAACACUUCCGGGGCCACAAUUUUUCAAUUCUAUUGUAGGUAGGGAAGUACCAGAUGUAAAAUGAUCGAUUAGAAUGGACAAGUUUGGUAAGAAAGUGCUUGUAUGGCAAGCUUUUUGUUCUUGUGGAAAAAAAAGUUUGCCAUAUUUCACAAUAGGAACCAUAAGCGCUGAGAAUUACCGGAAGGAGUGCAUUCAAAAACGUCUUGUUGCUGUGUAUCGUCAACACAAGACCCCACCAAUGUUCUGGCCAGACCUUGCAUCCGCCCACUACGCUGCUGCCACUCUUGAAAUGCUGAAGAAAUAUACGAUUAAAUUCGUCGAAAAGGCGAAUAAUCCACCAAAUUGUCCAGAGCUACGUCCGGUUGAACGCUAUUGGGUAAUUAUCAAGCGGUAUCUUCGAAAGGAUGGUAGAGAAACACAGUCAAUUGAUGAGUUCAAGAAAAUGUGGUCAUCUGCAAGCCGAAAAGUUAAGCCAGAAACUGUAAAGAGGCUUAUGAGUGGAGUUCGAGGAAAAGUUCACCAGUUUUAUAGUUAGAUGAACUUAGUUAGGUUUUACAUUUUGUACUUUUUGUUGAAAACUAAACCUUCAUUUUGCAAAAAACCGUCUAGAAAUUGCUUGAAAAAUAAUAAAGAUAUCACCAAAACAAAGUGUCCGUUUGAUAAAAUGAACAGUCCUUACUCAAUACAACCGAGUGUAUAUACUAGACACUACAGGCUAGUUUUGUUGGACAUCCUUCUGACGCCGGUUGUGCCAUGUCAAAUAAACUCUCUAAAUCUGGUAACAGAAAAAUGAUUUUGAGUAUUUGACUCGUCAUACUCAAUUUCGAACAGCUAAAGCUUUUUUUAGGGUCAUUCCAGCCCUUCAGUGUCUUCGGCAAAGUUGUUAAACAUCAAAAUACUAUAUUUUAACGUAAUUUAGUGCAUCAAUUAAGCAUAACUGUGCUCUCUAGAAUGGAAAAUGUAAAGAUUUUUUUUAUUUUCAUGAAACAAAUCAUACAAAUUUGAAAUUCAAUGCGUCAAGCGGAGGCAAAACCAAUCGACUACCGGUAAGUUUAGGAUUGUUUGGGGCCCCAAAUGGAGCCUAAAAAAAUAUAAUUAUAGAAAAUCGACCAUUUUGCCCCGCCCUAAUAUAUAUAGGCGUGUAGAGGGAAGAGCAAAAGUAUAAAAAUUCAUUACUGACCACAGUGACAAAGUAACCUUCCUUUUCAUUAUAGUCGUUAAAGAUGCAGAGGUUAACUCGGUCUCUGGCAACAACAAUUGUAACACUUCGUUCGCUGUUAUCGAUAUAUACAAAGCUGAUGGUAAAUUAAUUCCAAAUUAGCCGUGGUGGUUCUUCGUGCAACUGCACUAGCUUAGAUUUAUCGCGGAGGAGCAACUACGAAAAGUGCAGUCGUUCAAGCUCAAAAAAGCUUACUAAACUACUGAACGCGUAGCAAUGCAAUGCAUGGCGGGGCAAGUCCCCUAUGUAUCUGUUAUGUAUAGGCUGACCAGACAUAUCGUUCUAAACGGAACGGUACCGUUUUUUCAACCAUUUUAAACGUCCCUUCUUUCAGCCAUUUUGUACCGAUUUUUGGAUAUUCUUCGAAAAAUUUUCGAAUGGAGCUCCAACGAAUGCAUGGAACAUCGAGGUCUGGUGUUAUCUAACAAUUUUUUUUUAAAUAUUCGACCUUCUGUAAUUUUUGAGCUGAGACUGAGAUUUUGAAAAAAAAUUGGAUAACACCAGAUUGCAAUGUGUUAUGCAUUUUCAACAAAAUUGUUUUGGAUUUUUUCUGCUGUUACGAAACUAUUUUGUACAUUAUUAAACAAGCGCUCUACUCUUUUUUCUCUUUUUUAAAUGACAUGUAUGAAAACUAGCGCCCCCCUAGAAAUUUUCCUUAGUUGCGCCCAUGAUCAUAUCAAAUAGAUAGAUCAAAUGUUUCUGGUCGAAGUGUUGAGUCUAUAUAAAGAAAAAAACUUAUAUGAUUGUGUUGAUUUCUUUAUUCGUUGUUCAUCUGAUUCAAAACGAGAUACCUACACGUUCCGUAAAAAGCAAAUUGAGUUACUUAAGUUUUCAUCUUACCUCGAAACUUUUGAACGGCGCCUUAAAUCGUAAUAAAAUCGAAAUGAUCACGUAUGCUAUAAUAUCUAUCAUUCGAAAUCAAGAGAUUAUGAUAUAUCUUAUCAUAUGAAAUCAAGAGAUAUUUGUUCAGUUGAAAUCUUCCGAUAAUGACCCAUACUAAUGUAUACGAUUUCGUAUGAAAAUCUCAAUAAGCAUUGACAUUUUAUUCGAAUCUAUUCAAAUGCUCAAACAGCUCAUUUCCUAAUCUGUUUGAAUCGGUCGAUUCAUUCCAAUACAUUUAAAAAUACUAAGCAACAGAGUAAAUUCUAAAGAAAAAUACCGCAUAAAAAAGUUGACUGAAAAAUUCAUUUAGGAACCGGAGUAAUUUCGGAACCCACGAGAAUUUUGAAAUCCGCCUGGAAAAAGCUCAAUAAAAAGCGAUUGUGAGAACGUGCUUAAAACCUGAAAUAUUAGACAAAAUUGGUGCUUAAUUUUUUUCAAUAUGUUUUCUAUACAAUAUGUAGCUGUAACAAACCAUUAAAAGAAUGAAUAAAGAAUUACUAAACCAUGACGUACCUAUAUACCUGCAAUAUUCUUCUGAAUAAAACAACUUUUGAAAACACAUUCCGUUUAUUUCUCUGGUACACGAGUUUAUGCUGAAUACUGUUCAUUACUAUUUUAACGGAUCGGCUGAUAGUAAAUUAAAUGGGUGUGACUUAGUGCUUCUUAUGAUUUACCUUAUAGUUGUGAAAACUUUGGGAAUCAAUCAUACAAAUAUUGAUGAUUGAUGUAUCUAACUGAUGUGUUUAAUUUGGAUUAUAUACUUAGUGUGACUGUAGCAGAGCCACAAGGAACAAAUAGUUCAUUUAUCAGUAAUAAUCGUUUUGGUCUAAUUUUUUAUUUAACUACUAAAAUCCGAGCUUCCAAUCAAAAGUUACUUUUUAACUCAGAUCACUUUAAAACCGUCACGAAAAAGUAACGGGACAAAAUUAUUUGCAGAAUUUAGCAAUAUAAUAGUAACUUUUGAGCAUGUUUUAACCGCGUGGUAAGAAAGACCCGAGUUUUUACUAUUAAACCAAAAUAAAAUAAGCAAAGGUUGAAGUAGUUAAAAUUACAAUUUUCAGACGUCACGAAUUAAAUAAAAACCUAGAGUUAAUGUACAAAGUAAUCGCAUUGCAAAUCUAGAAUUAUGUUACAAAGUGAUUUUUUUUCUAAGCCAAGUUACACAAAAUCUAAACAAGUUCACCAUAGUUGCAUUGCAUUACGUUUCGCUUAACUAUCGAAAGCUCCAAAAUGUAUAUAGUUUUAUUAAUUAGAAUAGCUCAGGGACAACUGUUUAAAUUGAAGAUGAUACCUCGGUUCAGUCAUGUUCACGGAUAUAGAAAAAUGUUCAAGCCAAUAUUACAGCGGCAAUCUUACUUUAUUUUUUCCUGGUUUUUCAUUCAUCAAUACAAUAAAUUAAACGCAAUGUUUCAAUGUCGCAUUCCGAGGAUUAGAUUUGCUAUUUUGAGUAAUUAUUUCACUGAUUCAUUUUAAACUAUUUUAAUGUUUGUGAUUGCUUUAAAAUCAACAAGGUACUGUUGUAUUGGGAUCUGAUCAGAAGUUGUUUGACAAUUACUUUUAGACUGCGGGCUAGAGAAAUAAAAAUGACAACUUAAACUUGCACCAUGUUUUACACAUCAAACCAAUGCACCACUGAUGCAAGUCGUCUAUUAAUUAGCUGCUUCCAAAUUAAAGCUUCCUUGCUAACAAAGGACAAACUAGAGCCAUAAAUAAACGGUUUAAUUUAAAUCGGAAAACUUAUUCCUAGCUGUGAAUGCUGUCUAUGUUAGGAUUUCCUUUGUUGCUUUUUAAAAUAUAUACACAAACAAAUUUUACAAUGUUUAUGGUUGUAUAUACUUAUUACUUGCAGAUUUAAUGCAAA